Messenger RNA from Stylophora pistillata, 2730 nucleotides. RefSeq lists its product as uncharacterized. Gene Ontology annotation, molecular function: DNA-binding transcription factor activity, RNA polymerase II-specific; RNA polymerase II cis-regulatory region sequence-specific DNA binding. Gene Ontology annotation, biological process: regulation of DNA-templated transcription. The record is from RefSeq and is a predicted model, not a curated record. NCBI's taxonomy places the organism in Eukaryota, Metazoa, Cnidaria, Anthozoa, Scleractinia, Pocilloporidae.
UGCGUGUCCAACGAGUGUUCAGCGAGGACUGCGAGUAUCUCGGCCAGGAACGGAUGUAACCAAAGUUGAAAAAUCUCUCAUCCCUGGGUAUCAACAAAGGUAGAGUGGAGAGCAUGGAUGAACAAAAUGAAGUGACAAGGACAGAGGUGGACAAACCUUUCAAAUGUGUACAAUGUGAUAAGUCAUUCAAGUGCAAGUCAAAGUUGGCUCGACACGCGAAAACACACACUGGUGAAAAACCGCACAAAUGUACUCAAUGUGACAAAGGUUUUCUUACAAAAUCAUACUUAAGGAUACAUAUGAGAAUACACACUGGUGAAAAGCCCUUCAAGUGUACUAAAUGUGACAAAGGUUUUCUAACAAAAUCACAUUUGAGAAUACAUAUGAGAACACACACUGGCAAAAACCUUUACAAAUGUACUCAAUGUGACAAUUCUUUCAGGCUGAAAUCUGAAUUACAGAAACACCUAAAUGUACAUGCCGAGGUUACAUGUAACAACAAUGGAAAAUGUCCAUACUGUAACAGUGAGUUUGUGAAAAGUAAUGCUGGCUCUAACUAUUGCAAGAAGUGUGAUAAACAUUUUAAUACUUCCCAGCGAAGGAGACCCAGGCAGUGUCCUCUGUGCGAGAAAAAGUUUCCAACUCUGUCACAGUUAGAAAGGCAUCUGCCAAGUCAUGGUGAUGAGAAACCAUUCAAGUGUAAUUUGUGCAGUAGAGGUUUCAAACAGCAUCGCAAUUUGACCUUACAUUUGGGUAUUCAUAGUGAACAAAAGCUAUACAGGUGUUCAUUGUGUGAGAGAGGCUACUCACAGAAUGGAAACUUAAGAAAACACUUAAAACUAGAACACUCAGAAUUCAAGGAAUGGCACAACUGUACUCAAUGCAGCAAAUCCUUUGGUACCUUGUUUCAAUUACAGCGACACCAUGCUAAUAUCCACACUGACCUGAAACCUUUCAAGUGUACUCAUUGCACUAAGUCAUUUAAUGACUGCUCAAGCUUAACAGCACAUCUCAGACUUCACACUGGUGAAAAGCCUUUCAAAUGUACUCAGUGCAACAAAUGUUUUAACUCUUCAUCUAAUUUGAAUACCCACUUCAGGAAACACAGUGGUGUAAAACCUUACAAAUGUGACCAGUGUGAUGUAUGUUUUACUCACCGAGACAGCCUGUUGCAUCACAACAGAUCUUUUCAUGGUAAUAUGCCAUACAAAUGCAGAGAAUGUGGGAAAGGUUUUACCACUGACCGUGGUUUGAACAGACACAAGUGUCAUCAAAUUAAUGUCCACGUUGUAGCAAUUAUAUAAGUGAUGAUAUUGUCACAUUUCAGAAAACUAUGGUUAGGUUAAGGUAGCUUAGGCCCAGUUCAGAUGCCAAACUUUUCAUGAGCCAAACUCAAUUCAAAUUUGGACUGACUCAAAUUAACAAAAGCACGCCUGUUAAUUCAGAUGCUGUUCUUUUUGGCCAUUCCAAAUACAUCUCCAUUAAAGCCAGUCAAACUGCUUGCAAAAUACAUUUUAAUAAUUUACACAUUAAGAUUGGCACAUGAAAAGUAUGGCAUCUGAAUCAGAGCUGUUCCAAAGGUGUUACGAAGGCAGAAUUCUUGGUCAAGCCAGGCAGAAAGAAUGGGUGAACUGUUCCAAACUGAAAUAGCCAUUCCAAAUUGAUUCAGAUGCCAAUCUUUUCAUGUACUAAAUUCAAGGAAUUGGGUUCAGCUCAUGAAAAUAUUGGCAUCUGAACCGGGCCUUAGAGCUUUUUCAGAGAACUUUGAACUCUCUUUGAUAUAUCAGUUCAUGGCAAGAUAAUAAUUAGAAAAUCAAUUCCCCAUGAUUACAUAAGAAAUUUCAUGAAAGAAACUCCAUUCUGUAAGAUUCAGAGCCUCCUUGACCAUUAAAUUCUCAAGAGUGACUAGCAUCUGCUUUACAGUAUCACCCCUGAAAAAAACUUCAUGAUUGUGAGUCAGAAUAAACAAAAUGAUCAACAACUGAUAAAAGAAAGUCUCGAAUGUUAGAAAAAUUCUGCUUGUAUAGAGCACAGUAUGGAGAAUAUGCAUUCUGAUGCUUGGUUGGAAGGGUGAAAUAAGAAGAAAUUAAAGUAACUAUGAAUUUUAUCAAAACCCUGAUAAUACUGUAGAUUUUUCAACAACUUACUACAAACAUUGAGAUUUUUUUUCCUAGUUUGUAUCUUUUCACCAUUACCCAGUUUAAACCUCUACUUUAAGUUAUACUGGAGUCCAAAUUAUCAAUAACUUUAGGACUCAUCCUUGAGUAUGAGCUGGUAGUUUGAGUUGUAGUCGAAUUUCAGCUUUUCAUGAUGAUACCAAAGAAUCUAGUCAGUUUCUGUACUUUGUUUCCUGACUAUGACUGUAUUUGGAAACCUUUUCUUAUAUGUAUAAUUUAUAUUUGAUAUGGGUUUUUAUAACCGUGCACAAGUUUGUAUCAUUAGGAGGUAGAGAAUGACUGUUUUUACUUUAGCCAAGUGGCUUUCAGUGAUUCCUAUCCCUGUAAAUUUAAACUGUUUUCUUGUAAGGAGUUUCAUUACAUCCCUGAAUAGGAUGCUUGUCAAUGAAAGGUUGAAUAUCUACAAUAUUUUGCUAUUGUUAAACUGAAAAUCAGGAGCACCUAAACAGGAAUCACCCAGUAUGUCAAAGAGGUGAAAAGAAGUGCACCUGCCAACUUAGAAGGCAUGAGGAUGCUGCCUGUGAAAAUUAAGUUAAAUCUCACAUCAGUUUGC